GCCCGAGCCCGAGCCCGAGCCCGAGCCCGAGCCCGAGCCCGAGCCCGGCCGCCCGCGAAGAUGGCGAGCCCGGCGCCCGCGGAGCUCGGCGCGGAGGGAUGUCCGGCUCCCGCGGCCGGAGAGCAGGCGCCGCGGGCCCCGCCGCCGCCCCGGGCCGCCCCCGAGGAGCGCGCGGCGGGCGCGGGGCUGCAGGUGCCGGAGGCGGCGGGCGGGGUGGCGGCCGCCGUGAGCUGGCUGCUCGGGGAGCCCGGGCUGUGGCUGGGCGGCCGCGCCGACGAGCUGCUGAGCUGGAAGAGGCCGCGGCGCAGCCUGCUCGGCUUCCUGGCGGCCAACCUGCUGUUCUGGUUCCUCGCGCUGACUCCGUGGAGAGUGUACCACCUGAUUUCUGUCAUGAUACUUGGGCGUGUUAUCAUGCAAAUAAUAAAGGAUAUGGUUUUGUCUAGAGCUAGAGGUGCCCAGCUGUGGAGAAGCCUCAGUGAAAGCUGGGAAGUUGUCAAUUCCAAACCAGAUGAAAGACCCAGGUUCAGCCACUGUAUUGCAGAAUCAUGGAUGAAUUUCAGCAUAUUUCUUCAAGAAAUGUCUCUUUUUAAACAGCAGAGCCCGGGCAAGUUUUGUCUCCUGGUCUGCAGUGUGUGCACAUUUUUUACAAUCUUGGGAAGUUACAUUCCUGGAGUUAUACUCAGCUAUCUGCUGUUGCUGUGUGCAUUUUUGUGUCCACUGUUUAAGUGUAAUGAUAUCGGACAAAAAAUAUACAGCAAAAUCAAGUCAGUUCUGCUGAAGCUAGACUUUGGAAUUGGAGAAUAUAUUAAUCAGAAGAAACGGAAGAGAUCUGAAGCAGAUAAAGAAAAAAGUCACAAAGAUGACAGCGAAUUAGACCUUUCAGCUCUUUGUCCUAAGAUCAGCCUCACGGUUGCUGCCAAAGAGCUGUCUGUGUCGGACACAGACGUAUCCGAGGUCUCCUGGACUGACAAUGGGACCUUCAACCUUUCAGAAGGAUACACUCCACAGACAGACACUUCUGACGAUCUUGAUCGACCCAGCGAAGAAGUUUUCUCUCGAGACCUUUCCGAUUUUCCAUCCGUAGAAAAUGGCAUGGGAACAAAUGAUGAAGAUGAAUUCAGCCUUGGCUUGCCCACUGAGCAAAGGAGAAGAAAGGAGCAGCUGGACAGCGGUGUGAGAACGAGCAGAGAGAGGCAGUCGGCGGCUGGUCUCAGCCUUCCUCUGAGCAGUGACCAAACCUUUCACCUGAUGCGCAACCUGGCUGGGGACGCCAUCACGGCCGCAGUGACAGCUGCCAUCAAGGAGCAGUUAGAGGGCGUGCAGCAAGCACUCUCUCAGGCUGCCCCCAGCCCAGGAGACGACACAGACACUGAAGAAGGUGAUGACUUUGAACUACUUGACCAGUCAGAGCUUGAUCAAAUUGAGAGUGAGUUGGGACUCUCACAAGACCAAGAAGCAGAAGCACAGCAAAAUAAGAAGUCUUCGGGCUUCCUUUCAAAUCUACUCGGAGGCCAUUAGUCUGGGAAUCAACUUGUUCAACACAGCACAGAGAAAACUACCAAAAAAUUUGAAACAAGCAAAAAAAAAAAAAAAAAAAAAAGGAAAAAAAAGGAAAAAAAAAUUUUUUUGAACUGUGAGCUUUACUGAUUACUUCAGAUUUUUUUCUUAUUUUUCCUUCUGCAGUGAAUUGGUUGGAUAUAUAUCAGCUGAUACUGAUAUUUCCUAUAGUUAUUUUUAUGUAAUAAGCAUGGAAAUGAACUUUAUAUACAUAUAUAUAUACAUACUGUGGUGUCAGACAUGAAUAUUAGAGGUUGUUUUUAAAGCAAAAACACCAAAUUAUUGGGAUCCUCUUAUAAGUACUCCUUAUUUUUUCUUUACAAUUAAUUUUUCAAGCAUGCAAACAGUUUAUUGUAACUCACUGAAAUAUUAACCAUUAGUUGUGAAUACGAA
Molecule: messenger RNA, 1950 nt
Organism: Nyctereutes procyonoides (raccoon dog)
Lineage: Eukaryota; Metazoa; Chordata; Mammalia; Carnivora; Canidae
Gene: RETREG1
Product: reticulophagy regulator 1
Exons: 9
Coding region: 61-1518 (485 amino acids)
Biological process (GO): negative regulation of neuron apoptotic process; reticulophagy
Cellular component (GO): endoplasmic reticulum membrane
Source: RefSeq, a predicted model, not a curated record